CGGCUGUCUGUCAUCCGUCGCUUCGGCACCAUCCAUCAUCCCGACGACACCACAAGCACUUUGCCGUGGCCAAAACAACCAACAACAAGACAUCCACAGUAGCAUGACAAGAAGAUGACGACAAAUAUCAUCCCAAUGACCACGAAGAACUAUCUUGUUGUUAUUAUUGUGGCACUGGUGGCAGUGUGGCUGCCUCAUCAUGUCUCACAUGCUCUGAUUCCAGUAAUCAGUCCGUCCUUUCUAUGGAACUUUGGGGUACCAACGGCAAAAUCCAGCACUGUGGGUAGCAGUACGCGUCUCUACUCUUCACCCUUUGGCUCGAAUCCCAAAGACAAACCCCGUCGUCAAAAAAAGAACAAAUACAAAAAACAAGAAGAAAAUUCCAAAGAUCCCUUGGAACUGUUACUGGAAGAAUCCGAACAAAAACUACAAGAAUUGAAUCAACAAAAACAAAAACAACAAAAGAAGAAGAUACCAGCAGAACUGGAGGCACCCCGCACGUUUGUCUUUCCCGACAAUAAGGAUAUCGAUCCCAACGAUCCGGCGUCUUUUGGAUUCAUCGAAAUUGGAACCGUCGUGGGAGCUCAUGGCGUACACGGAGAAAUCAAGGUCAAAUCCAGUUCCGGAUUUCCAGAACGAUUCACACAACCGGGCAUCAAGUAUUUCAAACCCCACAAUAAACGGGCACCACGAAAAGUCGUCCUAGUCAAGGGGAGAGGACCCAAUAAGGAUGAUGAAUACAUUCUGCAAUUGGCAGAUACAACAAAUAGAGAUGAUGCCAAACGAUUGCGGGGUGGAACCUUGUUUGUUCGGAAAGAGGAUCGACACGUGCUCCUGAAGAAUUCCAAUAACAAUGCCAAUACCGGUACUAAUAAUUUCAAUUCCAACAACAACCAAACAACCAACACAGAGCUGCCACAAAACGACACUGCACAACAGCAACAACAAUCCAAAGCCAAUCAAGAUGAAACCGUGGAGGAGGAGGAAUUUUUUGUAUCCGACUUGGUGGGAUUGGAGGUAUUUCUAGAAACAACAACCACAGAAGAAACAAACAACAAUACUAGUGAGAAUGACAAUCAGAAUCAUGAGCCACCACAAUUAUUUGUGGGAACCGUCGUGGGUGUCGUCUUGGCCGAAGACAUGUGUGCCAUUCCGGGGCUCGGACAUGACAUGUUGGAAAUCAAUCUACCCAGAGGCAAAGGAGGGACAACGUCGUUGAGGGAUGAACUCGUCUUGAUUCCUUUUGUACCACAAAUUGUACCACGGGUCGACAAUGCCAUCUUUAUUGAUCCGCCAGCGGGAUUGUUGGAUUUGACAUACGUGCGAGAAGAAAAGGUCCGCAUCAAGGGAUUCUUGCCGCCGUCUGAAUGAAGGAAUGAAGUGGAAUUAAAGCAAAGAUUCGCGCAAGAGCCAACCCAGAGCCGAGCUCGCAAAUGAAAAGGCAGUGCAACUCAACCGCAGAUCAGGCAACAAUCGAAAUCAAGACUAGUAGCUAGCGUGUAUACCGAAGCGGCGGGUGUUGCCAAUGGAUUGGGUUGUUUAGUGGCUCCAUCUGCAGCGCUGCACGGGUGUGGGGACAGACACAAGGAUCCCCAGAGCUCCCCUGCACCACAGGAAUGAUUCAAUCCCUGCCGGUAGCUAGCCAGACAUCAUAUGCCACAACAACACUAAAAAACACUACUAUAAUAAACAAUCCUCUCCUUUGAUUGAAAGAAGGGAAUUCCGGGCAACCGCCAGGCGGGUAGCUACUGUCCAUUAGAGGAGGGAUGACGGAUGGUGGGAC
Seminavis robusta is the source of this 1783-nucleotide messenger RNA. Lineage: Eukaryota; Bacillariophyta; Bacillariophyceae; Naviculales; Naviculaceae. The record is from the annotation of a GenBank genome assembly.